This is a messenger RNA of Engraulis encrasicolus (European anchovy), 4895 nucleotides long. Its product is annotated as un-named hu7910. The coding region runs from base 175 to 2646 and encodes 823 amino acids. Gene Ontology annotation, molecular function: peptidyl-aspartic acid 3-dioxygenase activity; protein binding. Gene Ontology annotation, cellular component: membrane; endoplasmic reticulum. Gene Ontology annotation, biological process: peptidyl-aspartic acid hydroxylation. The transcript has 8 exons. The record is from RefSeq and is a predicted model, not a curated record. NCBI's taxonomy places the organism in Eukaryota, Metazoa, Chordata, Actinopteri, Clupeiformes, Engraulidae.
ACUGUCCUCUCCAUAUGAGGGCCAGUCCAGAGUGUUGUGUGCUCACCCUGGCACUAAAAAUACUCCGGGCUCUCCGUAUCGGGUUCCCGCUGAGUUAGCGGGCGAGCUCACAGAAGUUUAGGCAGCAGAAGUGUACUCUAUUCCCCCCGCGCUCAUCUCAAAAGCUGCCGGGGAAUGAUCGACGUAGAGGAGACUACUAUGGAGCAAGACACAGAGCCGGCCGCAGCUCCACCACCGCCUCCCCCGCCUGCUGCCAGUAAGAACGGGAAGAAGUCAGAGGGGAACUCCAUCUUCAGCUGGAUCUUUAUCUUGGCCCUUCUGGGCGUCUGGACUGGGGUCGGAGUGGUUUGGUUCGACCUUGUUGACUACGACACGGUUGUAGGUUCACUUUCCCCUUACGAUGUUGAUGGAGAUGGACGUGUGGGUCUCGAGGACGCCAAAGUAUUACUUGACAAGAAAAAGGCAAUCAAUGUGGCUAUUCCCAAAAAAGAAAAGACAGUGAGACUGCAAGCGCCCCCUGAGAAAACGGUAGAGGCUAUUAAAAAAGAGAAGAAACCGAAAGAGAAAGAAACUAUUGCUGAGGACUCGCCUGACCUUGACCUUGAAGAUGAAAAUCUCAGUCUGCCAGCCUACAGAGCCAAAGAACGUAUAACCAAAAACCUUGGGCGUAAACUGAAGUCCGCACUAAAGGAGCAGCUAAGAAUGAUUCACGAGAAGAUCGAAGCUAAAAAAAUUGCUAAAAUGGCUCUAGCUGAAGUACGCACCAUAUUGGCCCAAGAGGAGGAAGAGAGACUCGCAGCUCGAGCUCUAGAGCUGAAGACACAAGAAGCUGUCCUGAAAGAAAAGGAAGGAAAAGAGAAGGCGGAGAAGGAGAAAUCUGAAAAGGAAAAAGUGGCCAAGGAGGCUGCAGAGAAAGAAAGGUUAGCUAAGGAGAAUGCAGAGAAAGAGAGGUUAGAGAAGGAGAAGGCUGAAAAAGAGCAAGCAGAAAAAGAAAAGAUUGCUAAAGAGAAGGCCGAGAAAGAGAGACUUGCUAAAGAGGAAGCAGAAAGAGAGAGAUUAGCUAAAGAGAAAGCUGAAGAGGAGCGCUUAGCUAAAGAAGAGGCGGAAAAGGCGAGAUUAGCUAAGGAGAAAGCAGAAAAGGAGAGACUGGCGAAAGAGGAGGCUGAAAAAGAAAGGCUUGCCAAAGAGAAAGCUGAAAAGGAGCGUUUAGCUAAAGAACAGGCAGAGAAAGAGAGAAUUGCCAAAGAACAAGCAGAGAAAGAACGGUUAGCAAAGGAGAAGGCUGAAAAGGAGAGAUUGUUAAAAGAACAAGAAGAGAAAGAAAGGUUGGCUAAGGAGAAAGCUGAAAAGGAGCGCUUAGCUAAAGAACAAGCUGAGAAAGAGAGAAUGGCAAAAGAGAAAGCAGAAAAAGAGCGCUUAGCCAAAGAGCAGGCUGAAAAAGAAAGGAUAGCUAAGGAAAAGGCGGAAAAAGAGAGACUUGCAAAAGAGCAAGCAGAGAAAGAAAAACUUGCCAAAGAAAAGGCUGAAAAGGAGAGACUAGCCAAAGAACAGGCAGAGAAAGAAAAACUAGCAAAAGAGAAAGCUGAGAAAGAACGCUUAGCUAAAGAACAAGCAGAGAAGGAAAGGCUAGCCAAGGAUAAAGCUGAAAAGGAAAAACCUGCUAAAGAAUCAGCGGAGAAGGAAGGGCUAGCCAAGGAGAAAGCUGAAAAGGAAAAACUUGCUAAAGAACUAGCAGAGAAGGAAAGGCAAGCAAAGGAGAAAGCAGAAAAAGAAAGACUAACAAAAGAACAAGCAGAAAAAGAGAGGAUAGCCAAGGAGAAGGCAGAAAAGGAGAGACUAGCCAAAGAACAGGCAGAGAAAGAAAGGCUUGCGAAGGAGAAGGCAGAAAAAGAGAGACUAGCUAAGGAAAAGGCAGAAAAAGAGAAAAUCGCUAAAGAACAAGCAGAGAAAGAGCGGCAAGCAAAGGAGAAAGCAGAAAAAGAGAGGAUAGCCAAGGAGAAGGCAGAAAAGGAUAGACUAGCCAAAGAACAGGCAGAGAAAGAAAGGCUUGCGAAGGAGAAGGCAGAAAAAGAGAGACUAGCUAAGGAAAAGGCAGAGAAGGAGAGACUAGCCAAAGAACAAGCAGAGAAAGAGAGGCUAGCUAAGGAAAAGGCAGAAAAAGAGAGGAUAGCCAAAGAGAAGGCAGAGAAGGAGAGGCUAGCUAAGGAAAAGGCAGAAAAAGAGAGAAUAUCCAAAGAACAAGCAGAGAAAGAGAGACUAGCUAAGGAAAAAGCAGAAAAAGAGAGACUAGCUCAGGAAAAGGCAGAAAAAGAGAGACUAGCUCAGGAAAAGGCAGAAAAAGAGAGACUAGCCAAAGAGAAGGCAGAGAAGGAGAGGCUAGCUAAAGAACAAGCAGAGAUGGAAAAACUUGCAAAGAAGGCAGAGAAGGAGAAAUUAGUGAAGGAAAAGGCAAGCAAAGACAAAGCUGAGAAGGAAAAACCUGCUGAAGAGAAGGUGGGCAAAAAAUCAGAUAAGGACAAGGCAGAGAAAGACAAAAAUAAAGACGAUCAUAAAGGAAACGAAAAGAAGGGGAAGGGUGCCAAGGAAGAAAAGCUUAAUGUGCGCGAUCUUUUGAAACCAUCCAAAAAAUCUGAAAGCAAAAAAUAGGCCCUUGGAGAGAACAAUCGAACCUUCACAGAGCUAGCCUAUCUAAUGAUGGUGGAACUGGGCCAAGGGGCAGUAUGGGAUACCACAGACCCUUGAAAUGUUCUUUUAUCUUCUUGGGAGGUUUUUAAGUUAUUGGUUUGUUCGUAGCCUAUCAUGAAAAAUUGAAAAAUGAACGUAAAAAGGUGAAUUUUACCUCACAUCUACACAUCAUAGCUUUUUCUUUUGAUACUCCAGGCUUUCUCAUAGCUGAUACUAUGACUUGAUCAACACAGCGGAAUGACUUAAGAAUAUCAUAAUGUUCUGCUGUUGACCUGGUCUCCUAGUGGAAAUAUGAACACACAUUUGCCUCUAGAGGAGAGGCUGCAUCAAACUUAAUAGUCUUUACACAUUUGGUGAAUCAUCACAUGUAGUGGGUCAUACGUGCAUGGCUCAUGGGGAUGAUAUCUGUUGUGAGGAGUGUAAACAGUGGAGUGCCACAAUAUGUAGGCCUACAUUUUCAAUAGUUGUCCAGUAGCUGUUCAAAUAGCCUAUUAAGGUAGUUGUAGCCCUUGUAAAAAAAUGUGUGAACAUUUGGGCCUGUUCAGAUUAAAUUAAUUUAUUAGUGUGUGUCAUCUGUAAUCUUUUAUUGGAUGGUGCAUUUGUACAAAUUUUGGAUAGCAUUUUUUGAAAGCUACCUAGAGACUGCCGUACUUCUCAGCCAUUUGGAGUUGAGUGUGUUAAUGAUAUCACUGUAUUGUGAUUACAAACAAACAAACUUAAUCUUUCUCACCGUGCCUCUUUGUAGUACAGUGAAGUCUUUUUGAUUUAGGGGUUUUCAUGAGCAUGUUAUGUGUGGAAAAAGUUAAUUCCACCACAGUAGCUGACAUGAUUGACUCUGUCAGGUAAUUGGGUGUUUUUACUGACAUACAGUGUUGUAAAUUGUGUCUGUAAUAGUGUACAUAUUACUUCUUUUUUUAGCAAUCUGAAUUCCUCUUGAGUAACUUACUUCACGAUAAAGGUUAAGGCUUCACCAUAUCAGAUAGUUGUGAAACCAAACGGCAGUGGUAGGAAGUAUGGCAGUGUCAGCAGUGUAAAUACAGUAUGAUAUGAAUGUGACUUGUGGAGUGAAUCUCAUUGCAGCUUAAAUUGACAUUGGGAUUUUAGAGAGUUCUAAGUUCUUGGACAAUUUUAUCAAAUAUGUGUUAUUUUUUCUGAGAGAUUAUAUAAUAUAAUAUAAACAAAUGACUUUAAGGUAUUCCUUUGAAUGCAAAUUAAACUCUGCAGUUGGCCUAUUUGCCAGCUAAGAAUGGAAUAAAUGUCACAAUGUGCUGAGCCUUGUGGUAUCAGACCACUGUAUAAAGUAAUGAACAUGAUGGAAAUGCAUUUUUUAAAGGAGAACUUGGAAAGACUUGUGAAUUCAAUUAGAUGAUUCUUGAAUGAUUGUGGUCCUCAUUUUUAAUAAGAAGGUAGAGAAUGCGCGCACAUCAGUGGCACAGGUGCUGGACAAAAUAAAGUACUGUAACUGAAGUAAAUGAUAGAAGUCCGCAACACUGUUGAUGCCCCCAGUGAUUUAUUUGCACGAUGUUUCGGACCUUAGUCCUUUUUCAUUUUUAAUGAAACUUAUGGAAACAAAACCUUGCUUUACACCUUAAUGCCACAUCACAUUCUACUUUCAUAAUAAUAUACAUUUAUACUAUAAACUCUACACAUCAUAGUUUACAUACAAUAUGUCAAACAUUUUAUUUUUCAUUUUGACAUUAAAUUUCAUUUGAAAUGUACUGUGCUUCAUAUAACCUGAUUGCUCAGGACGGUAUUUAUAAAACAUUUUUUUUCAGUAUGAGUUACUUGGAGUAGAGUUAGGCGUCCUCUCUUUGGUUAUUGAUCUUGAAGAAUCCUGUGCCAUGUCAUGAGUGUUGUACUUCAUUUCAAAAGCAAUCUGGUGCUACAUCUUAAUGUUUUCAGGGGGAUGUACAUACGUCCCAUUUUUAUAUCGUGUUGAGCUUUAGCCACCUCUGUCCUUUGAGCCACUUUAUGAGCAUGUCUCCCUUGAAUAUCUUUUCAUGUUCAUACCUUUUUCAUUUUCAUUUUCUUUUCCCACUUUUCUUUUUUCUUUCUUUUCAUUUUGUCUUAUUAUUACCUUAUGUGUGUGUUUGUCAAUAGACCAAUGAUACACAACAUGUCACAUGAUCUGAAAACAAGACUCAGUCUGCAGAUAUUUGAUUUAAAUGUAUGUAAUGCAAUAAAAAGAAACGUCUUGACAAUGUACUGUA